Kwoniella botswanensis is the source of this 2181-nucleotide messenger RNA. RefSeq lists its product as uncharacterized. The transcript is spliced from 4 exons. Gene Ontology annotation, molecular function: protein kinase binding; cyclin-dependent protein serine/threonine kinase regulator activity. Gene Ontology annotation, cellular component: nucleus; cyclin-dependent protein kinase holoenzyme complex. Gene Ontology annotation, biological process: regulation of cyclin-dependent protein serine/threonine kinase activity. NCBI's taxonomy places the organism in Eukaryota, Fungi, Basidiomycota, Tremellomycetes, Tremellales, Cryptococcaceae. The record is from RefSeq and is a predicted model, not a curated record. The coding region runs from base 1 to 2181 and encodes 726 amino acids.
AUGUGUGUCGAUUAUCAAAGCUCUUUCCCUUCCUCUUCGCGUUUGACUCUCUCCUCGACUCCUCCGACGUUACAUUUUGAUCAAUCAUCAAUAAACGACGGAUCGAUAAGUGAGCAAGAGACAAUACUCGAAUCACCCUCUGACUCCCUUUUCCACGGUUUACCACCUCUUCCUCAUCAGCGUUUCGUCAACGUCAACAACGAACAGUAUAGACCGCCAUCAAACAAGAAAUUGGGUAAAAGACCGGUAUCACCUACUCUCGUCACUCCUCCAUUAUCACCAACACAAUUACCACUGAAGAAAAAGAAUAAGAUGGAUAUGCAUAUGGCUAAAGCUGGCACGAUAGCUGCUCAGUCAGCCUUUCAGACGCCCCUGGCCACUUAUGUCGCUCAAAUGGUGGUAUGGCUGUGGUACGGCGACUUUGCUCCUUCAGCUCAACAGCCGCCUUCUUCUCCUUUGUCACAUUCUCCCAUACCCAACGAUCCAUUCGAAGUCACUCAUUCCUCUUCCUCUCGUAUAUCAAGUCUCAUGGUUCAUCCCUCCGCCGACUUCAGCAAAUUUGUUUCACGCAUGCUCAGCGUGACAUCAGUCUCUCACAGCGUCACGAUAAUAGCUUUGCUGUAUGUAUACAGGUUGAAGAUGAAGAAUAAAUUCUUCUCUACUCCUGGAAGCGAACAGCGACCAUUUAUUGCUGGAUUGAUGUUGGGGAAUAAGUAUCUUGAUGAUAAUACCUAUACCAAUGCGACGUGGGCGGAGUUAGCUGGGAUGUCAUUACCCGAAAUAAACAAAAUGGAAACUGAAUUCUUGAUCGGUCUCAACUAUCAACUUGGUGUACCGGUAGAAGAAUAUACUAGGUGGAAGAAUCUCUUAGAUGGUUUCAUGACCUCUCGAGCUCCAUCCAGUGCAAUCGGUCGACAUAUCCGCCAGCUUUCUUCCGGAAAAGCACCAAAUCCUGCUACCGCCCUCACUACACCUGCUAUCGACCCCACACCCUUGUCGAUGUAUCGUGCCCGAUCCGCUUCACCCCGAGCUCUCCCUCCAUCUCAAACUGGCAACUACGUCUUCCCACCAGGACACGAACACGCAAGGAAGAGAUCCGCUGUGGAAGCGUACAACCAUGAUCCUACAUCUUCAGCCGCUAUCUAUGAAUCGCUCAGAAUGCCCCCUCGGAAAGCAGCUUUCACUCAACCCUUACAAUCUACUCAGCAUCUUCAACCUACCCUUUCUGCUGUACGAGCGAGACCCACUCCAACUCAGCGGAAUCUCGGUUCGUCAACCAUCAGAUCAAGCUCGCUCAGUAGACAGAAUGGAAGGAUGGUCUCGGAGAACCAUGGAUAUGGUAGAAGAGGAUCGGUUGGGCAUACCUGCCCUACUCCGUUGGGUCAUAUCUCGACUCAAGUAUCACCCGUCGCCAUGGAUGUACCGAUGUUCUCUGCUGGUCCAGCAGAAUGGGAUGGAGGUAGAGCGUUAUUGGCUCCGUAUGACUGUCAACCUCAGCCUCAUCUUGUCCCACCAGAACAUCUGAUGUUCUACUCUCUUGCUGCCGAACCUCAUCCUGGGGUAGAUGGAGCACCUCGAAAAGCGAUUCUUCGAUAUCAAGAACCAAACCAGUUCCCUUAUCCGGUACAACAUACAUCUUACAUGUCCACCUCAUACCCUGUACAUUCCGCUUCGGCUACACCUUACGCAUUUGACGACGUGACAAUGUAUGAUGCCAACAACAGUCCUCAGGCGCCAUAUCCAUCCAGCGCAUACCAGUAUCCUACACCUGGUACCGUCCCUCAGAUCCAGGGUCAAGGGAUGUACCACCAUACCGCCUAUCCAACUCAGAUGGGAUGGUCACCUACGCAUGUAAUUCCUGAACCUGCUCAAUUCGCUAAUGCUGGUCCACCAGGAUUCACCUAUUUCCCUAAUGACAUCGACAUCACCAACAACCCAUCUCAAUGGAAAUUCCCUCCUGUCGCUUUAGCUUCAGCUUCUACUGUGCCGACCAAUCAUAAUCAGAUGAUUGGAUUAGGAUUGAAUACCAACCAGAAUUCUAUAGGCAUGAAUGUGGAUGGUCAGAUGGUUUAUACACCACAAGGGGUGGUGUAUUCAACUACAACACCGGUAGAUGGAAUGAUCAACCAGUGGAGCUCAAGGAGUGAAUGGUCAAGUCCACUCAUCCCUAGAUACGAAUGA